Messenger RNA from Entrophospora candida, 174 nucleotides. Lineage: Eukaryota; Fungi; Glomeromycota; Glomeromycetes; Entrophosporales; Entrophosporaceae. The record is from the annotation of a GenBank genome assembly.
AUGAAGUCAUUCGAAUCACCUCUAAAAAAGUUUAAACCAGAAAUUUUAGAUGAAGAAAAUGAAAAAUUAGAAUCAAUUACAAAAAAAAUAACAAUGCCAGUAGACCCAAGCUUUGUACGUUGUGGUGGAGAAUUUUCACCAAUGUUAGAAUCAUCAACAUUAAAAAUUGCGUAG